CAACUUCCCACCCGCUCGCAGGUGAAAUUUAUCUGUGACUAACCCACCCACUGUUUUUACGUCCCUGUGACUUUCGAUCGGAGUUUUUGUGCCAUAACUACGCGAAAUCGGUACCAUAUCAUUAGUGAACAGCGGAAAUCCUCCUUUCAGCACACCGCCUAUCACAAAAUCCCGUGCGAGCCGUCAAAUCUUUUUGCUCGGUUGUUCUUGCUGCUGCUGCUUCCCCGGCGGGACAGAAGCACGGCAUCGUCACGGUCGUCGAGUUCUCUCGCCCACCUCCUCAUUCAACAUCGGAAGCUUGAUGGCAUCGGAUCCCUAGAAGACGACGGCGUAGAGGAUUUCGUUCCGAUUCCCCCGACGACUAUCCGUCCGACCACCGUGACAAAGGUUCCAGGGAGUUGGUCGGAUUAGCUGCCAGUACCGGUUCGGUGUUCGUGUUCCGCGGUCCGUACAAGUCCAAGUUCGGGAUUGUGGGAUUGAAUCCUCCGGAUAGUGAACUUGGUGCCUAUAUAAAUAGGAGAGUGUUGGUGGUGAAGGGAAGAAAAACGAAACAGCAGUGCAGUGAAAAUGACGAACAUGAGUGAAGGUGAAAAACUCCGAACGGAGCAUCGGGACAUCUGCGGGCAGUUGAACAUCGAUGCCGCGACGGAGGAACAGUCGUGGAACUCGUUCCAGGACACCCAGAAGACGUACAACUUGGAUGUUGACCAACUGCAUUGGCUAUGCUGUUCAUUAUUCAUCACCUGCCGAAAGAAGGUGACACCGACCGUGGGGAACACCAAUUCCGUACUACAUGGCAACUGCGUCUCGAUGACACGGCUCCUCAGGCUGUGCAAAAUCAACUUGAACGAAUUUUUCAAGAAGAUCAACCAAUGGAUGGAAAUGACCUCGCAGCCGGAAGAUUGCCGCAAUGCCAUCAGCAGUCUGCAGCACAAUUUUAUCGUCACGAUGUCCAUCUACCAGAAGUACCGUGAUAUGUUUCCGAGCAUGUUUGUGGCACCCGGCGAGGAGGAACAAAGGCGUGGCAAAAAGUCGAAACCCCAGCCGUGCACAUCCGGUCAGCUGUACAAGUUCUGCUGGAAGCUGUUCAUCUGUGCCAAAUCCGAGUAUCCGGACCAGAACGGCGAUUUGGUCAAAUCGUACAACAUGCUGUUGUGCUGCUUGGACCUAGUUUACGCCAACGUGAUCGCAGAAGGGCGCACAGAUCUGGUUAAUCCGGCUUUUGAAGGUUUGCCAAAAGACUUCAUUAGCCAGGGUGUAAUUCCCCCGGAACCGGUUUGCAUCAUCGAGCACAUCAAAGAAGAUAACUGCAGCUCCGUCAUAAUGGACAUGAGAGAAACCAUCUGGAAGAGCACGAUCCAGCAGUUCUGCCAGACUAAUGUGCUUCGUGGCAAUUCGGAAACACUGAUGGAACUCAUCACCGUCGCAAACUUUGAGUUCAAUCUCAAAUCGCUGGACACCACAUACAACACUUUCAUCCUGAGCUAUGGAGAAUUUGACGAAAGCAUCGCUCUUGAACAGAAAACUCCUGAAGGGCCUCUCCUAGUAAAGUCAGAGAUUCCGCUGUCGGGAACUCCGGAACGUAUUCCGCUUUACCAACAGACUCCGUUAAAUGGUCGAACUCGUCACGUCUCCAACGAUGUAAUCAAAUUCACACCAAUUUCCACCGCAAAUGCCUCGGUUGCCAAGCUUCACAUGAAGCUUAUGAUAAGCAACGCCGGUGAAGGACAUGGUUCGUUCAAAGAGUUGCUUCGGAUGUGCCCUCAGGAUCUGUCCCAAAUUUUGCGAGAGCGGGUAGCUGCUAUGCGGGAGAAGUUCGUCAGGUAUAUGCACGAUCAGAAAUGGAGUCGCCAGGCCAUUGCCAGCCGAUGGGAAAAAAUUCAGACUCUGUACUACAGACUGCUGGAAUUUAUCAUUCGCGCCGAAGUGAAACGAACCAAGGUCAACAUGGUGAAGGAGCUGUGCUGCGAGGACAUGUUCAAUCAAACGCUGUUGGUGUGCAGCGCGGAAAUUGUCACCUUCGCCCACAACCUGCAGCAAAACUUUCCCUGCAUUCUGAAGGUGUUCGAUAUGCCGCCGUUUAUUUUCUAUCGCAUCAUCGAACUGGUGAUGAUGCACCACAACGAUCUUCUGUCCAGAGAGAUCACCAAGCAUUUGGAUAUCAUCGAGAACCAGUGCAUCGAAUCGCUUUGCUGGCAAAGUAAUUCUCCUCUGUGGCGAGCCAUGGAAAACAUUGGCUACAGAGUGCCUUGCGCCAAGGAUGUGGAAUGUUCCAUCGAUCUAUCGGGCAUCACUCCGCACAAACCUGGCGACAGUGCCAGCAAAAUUAACGGCCAGCUUCAAUUGGAAUCUACGCCCUCAACAUCGACGUCCACGCCUUCGACCAGUGCCCCGGGCAGUGCACGCAAGCCUCCCAAUCCGGACUCGGCCAAGAAGCGCCUGUUCAUGUUGGACGGCGGUGACGAGUCGGGCAAAUUGGACGCAUCACAGGGCAAGGAUUCGACGUCCGAAACGUCCGAGCGUCCGCCGGAGAAGAAGGAAACACCGAAAGAAUCUACGGCACCGAUUUCAUUCAUGUCGCCCUUCAAGGCUCCCAUCCCGAAUGGAUCCGUAUCGAAGCGGAAGCCAGGAAAUGCCUCAUUGAACCUGUUCUUCCGGAAGUACUACGCUACCGCGGCUCUUCGGUUGAAGCACUUGUGCGCUCAUUUGAACCUAUCGUCGAGAGCGAUGGUAGAAAUAUGGACCAUCUUCGAGCACUCGGUGGUCAACAGUUCCAAGGAGCUGAUCCGCGAUCGCCACCUGGACCAGAUGGUCAUGUGCUCGAUCUAUCUGUACGCCCGGAUCAAAAGAGACACGAGAACGUUUGCCGACGUUAUGAAGGCCUACCGGACCUUGCCGCAGUCGUACAGCCACGUGUACCGCAGCGUCUUCAUUUCGCGCAAAUCGGUGGAUCAGCAACAAUCGCAACAAAAUGGGACCAAUAGCAAUACGGAGGGUGGGGCAGAGUCGCGUCGAGUCCAGCCGGGAGAUAUAGCCGGUGUUUCGGUGCAGCACGGUGACGAAGAGCGAGGCGACAUCAUCCGGUUCUACAACACGGUCUACAUUACGGAAAUGCAGUCCGUGGCCACUCAGUUUGGCAACGAAGAAGGGCGUUCGUUAAUGUUGUCUCCGCUGCCUAAAACUACCAAUCGGUGUCUGCUUCAAUCACCGAAAAAGGUCGAUAAUCGUAUUUCCUUGUACCUCACUCCCAUGGACAAGAGCAACGAGUUGAAGGAGUCGCCCAACGCCAUUACGAUCCAGUUCUGCCAUAGUCCUGCAAAGUUCCAGGAUCUGCAGAAAAUCAACCAGAUCGUCAAGAACGCUCCCCAGAACUCGUGCAAGCGCAGUCUCAGUGAUCCGGAUUCCUACGAACAGCCGACGAUGAAGCAGGCGCCGCGCAAGUGCAGAAAACUGGACCGGCUGGUAUCGGACCGCCAGCAACAGGAAAGCAAUGUUAACCCCAAAUAGGUUUUAUUUCUAGCUCUGAAUUGUAUGUAAGGCACGAUCACGAUAUCAUUUGUUUAUUCUUAUAUUGCACCAAUAACAAUAUCUAUUGUUUUAUCACUACUAUGUUUCAUAAGCACUGGGGCCUUCCUAAGCCUAGUGGUUAGAGUCCACGGCUGAAGGUGUCUGGGUUCGAUUCCCGUCGGUCCAGGAUCUUUUCGUAAUGGAAAUUUCCUUGACUUCCCUGGGCAUAGAGUAUCAUUGUAUCUGCCACAUGAUAUGCGGAAAUGGCAACUUUGGCAAAGAUAGCUCUCAGUUAAUAUUAACUGUGGAAGUCCUCAUAAGAACACUAAGCUGAGAAGCAGGCUCUGUCCCAGUGGGUCCCAGUGUCCAAUAAGAAGAAGCACAUAAAUAAUUAUAUCAAUUGAUAAGUUACAAAUUUCUAAUAAAAUCCACAGAAUCGCAAAUCUAUACUGUUGCUUGCUGAGACUAGCACAGAGUCGCAUUCGAUAUCCGGAAACCAAUCUUGGGGACACAACGAAUAUUACAAGGCUAAUUGAUCUCAAAGUCGGGUCGUUUAUUGUGUAGUAACUUUUUUUUAGCUAUAUUUAUUUAUUUAAACUCCAAGGGAGAUCGAAUUUGUUGGUUAGGUAAUUUUUAUUUGAUUGUAUUAUCGCGAAAAGAUUCGUUUGAAACACCCGCCCGCGGCAUGGUGACUCGUGCCGGAGGUUGAGAUUCCGUCUUCUACACGCAGUUUGAAAUAUUUCUUCCAAGCGGACCCUCAAACUUUUCCCACCUUCAAACACCGAUGAGGAAACAAAUUUACUGUCGAGAUUGCAGAAAAAAAAACUACGAAGCAGCUUGAAACAGCCAUCUCAACAAAGUUCAAAAUUAUACUUCUAUAGAAUCGCCCAUUGGUGGUCCGGAUUGGAUGCGUCUCCAGUGCAUAAGAUUGCUUGAUCGUGACUGGCUUACUUAUUUCGUUUAUCUUAGAUCUACAAUUACCUAACUAACUAUGUUAUCAACGUUAAUAUAUAAUCAGGUUAUAACCCUAUUUUACAAUAUUACUAAAUAAACAUUUAUGUACCAA
This is a messenger RNA of Aedes aegypti (yellow fever mosquito), 4573 nucleotides long. Its product is annotated as retinoblastoma-like protein 2. The record is from RefSeq and is a predicted model, not a curated record. Lineage: Eukaryota; Metazoa; Arthropoda; Insecta; Diptera; Culicidae. Gene Ontology annotation, cellular component: nucleus; chromatin; transcription regulator complex. The transcript has 10 exons. Gene Ontology annotation, molecular function: RNA polymerase II transcription regulatory region sequence-specific DNA binding. The coding region runs from base 568 to 3507 and encodes 979 amino acids. Gene Ontology annotation, biological process: regulation of transcription by RNA polymerase II; negative regulation of G1/S transition of mitotic cell cycle; cell differentiation.